AUGCCCGUCACAGAACUCGCCAUCCUCCAGCUCAGAGGUGGUCACGAUGACCUCGAGUUUCUCGAGACGCUGAUGGAGUGCCAGGAGCUUCAGGACGAGUGGAUCCACAACAAUCAGCCUCACAACCUCGAGCCGAACGCAAACCUCAGCAGCAUGUACGUUGAAGAGUCCGACCCGCCAUCGCUGCUCAUCACCGCGCCCUGGGACACCCCCGAGGCCCACGGGGAGUGGAUCCGGAGUGGUGAGAACCAGAGCUGCAACGGCAUGCUCUCCGAGCACAUCAAACCAGGCUGCGACACCGUUCUACUGUUUCACAUGGCGCCGGCCGGCGAGCGAGCACAGAUGCGGACGGCCUUUGGGACCCAGCCCUUCUUCAACCUCUGCCGCAUCAGCGUCCGCCCGGACGAGAGGGAGUCGUUGCAGCAGGCCUAUGGCGACCUCGAGGACAGCUUGCCCACUGACGCAACGGGGGAACGCAGGUUGUGGGCGGGGUGGAGGAUCGAGAAGCAGCCGUGCGAAGACGAUGAACUUGUCGUCUUCUGGACCGACGACAUCGCCUACGAGCGGGUGCUGCCGCUCAUGCGAUUCUCCGACCGCACGCUUCGUCGUCGCUUCAAGCAAGUGGCAUGA
Molecule: messenger RNA, 630 nt
Organism: Drechmeria coniospora
Lineage: Eukaryota; Fungi; Ascomycota; Sordariomycetes; Hypocreales; Ophiocordycipitaceae
Exons: 1
Coding region: 1-630 (209 amino acids)
Source: RefSeq, a predicted model, not a curated record